Desarmillaria tabescens is the source of this 825-nucleotide messenger RNA. RefSeq lists its product as uncharacterized. Lineage: Eukaryota; Fungi; Basidiomycota; Agaricomycetes; Agaricales; Physalacriaceae. The coding region runs from base 1 to 825 and encodes 274 amino acids. The record is from RefSeq and is a predicted model, not a curated record. Gene Ontology annotation, molecular function: protein binding. The transcript is spliced from 2 exons.
AUGCGAGGAAUCGAUACCAAAGAAAAACCGGCGUCUCAACGUCUUCAAAGUGCCUCUGCGGAGACGGAAAGGGCACAGUGGACCAGGAAUAUGGCCUUUUACUGGGAAACCAGCGUCUUUUUGGUCGAAGAUGAGCUAUUCCGUGCGCCUAGAUAUCAGUUUAUCAAUCACUCGGACACCUUUAAAGCAAUGUUCACUCUUCCCCAGGCCGAGAAUACGAACGUCGAAGGCAGUAGCGAUGAUAACCCCAUCCGAUUACAAGGCAUCAGCAAACUCGACUUUGAACGUUUGCUCCAGUAUAUGUAUCCAACGUAUGAUAUUACAGACAACAAAUCUCCUUGGUCUCGUUUCUCACGUAGUUCAAGGAAUAUCCCGCCCGUGUUGACGAGGCCAUUAGAAGACUGGAUAUCGAUCUUGAAGCUCUCGACAAUAUGGUUCAUGACGGAUAUACGCAACCAAGUCAUUCCAAGGAUUAUCGAGCGUCACCUCCAAAUCGAUGUGAUAGAGAGAAUAACGCUUGGCAGAAAAUACGACCUCCCUGCAUUGGUGACAUCGGGAGUGACGUCCCUCGUCAACCAAGACGGAGGUGUUUCGGAAGAUCAAGCAGAAGCUCUGGGCUGGGACACGACUCUGCGUAUUCAGUGGAUACGUGAUAAACUGCUGACGGAUCGACUAGGUCGUUCGUACGCGUUUGGGGAGAGCCAAGUUCGUUCUAUCGCGGAGAAUAUUUUCCAAGGAGAAUGGUCUUUUUCGAAGUUGCCUAAACGGAAUAGUAUUUCGGGCUCUAGCGAAUUCACUACGGGGCGACAGCGAGCUUGGAAUUGA